AUGGAUGAAUUGUUGGAAGAGGGUAUUGCAGCGGUAAGACAGCUGCAGCCAAAGCAGGAUUAUUUCGCCGAGUAUUAUUGCUGGCCACUUCUCACUAUUGGAAUGAAUUUGCAGCAUCAGCCCGACCGAGACAUGCUGAUGAGCCAGGUCCGUGCGUUUUGGAUCGCAACCAACAACGGCACGAUGAGACAGCUAGCUGAUAAGCUACUCGUUUGCUGGGGAUAA
Molecule: messenger RNA, 225 nt
Organism: Penicillium verhagenii
Lineage: Eukaryota; Fungi; Ascomycota; Eurotiomycetes; Eurotiales; Aspergillaceae
Exons: 1
Coding region: 1-225 (74 amino acids)
Source: RefSeq, a predicted model, not a curated record